This is a messenger RNA of Morone saxatilis (striped sea-bass), 1151 nucleotides long. RefSeq names its product protein mono-ADP-ribosyltransferase PARP11. The record is from RefSeq and is a predicted model, not a curated record. The transcript has 7 exons. Gene Ontology annotation, molecular function: NAD+ poly-ADP-ribosyltransferase activity. Lineage: Eukaryota; Metazoa; Chordata; Actinopteri; Moronidae. Bases 172 to 1101 code for a protein of 309 amino acids.
GCCUCCCUCAGAGGAGUGGCUGUUGAGUACAUUUCAUUCAAAUGAACCAGGAACAGCAGUGUCAACUUUAAUAGCUACCUUAGGGAAUCUGAGGGAGGAAGGAUAGCUUUAAAACGCAUUUAUUUAGCUUCUUUUGUGAUAUAAUCUAUUUAAUUUCAGUCUGUCAGGACAAUGUGGAUCGAGGAAGAAAUGGAAGACAUGGACACGUCAGACGUCCUGUGGUCUUGGUAUUACCUGGCAGACUGUGGAAGGUGGCACAGGUUUGAGGAUGACCCUGAUCACCCCCUUAGGAGUGAGGAUAUUGAACGGUACUACCAAAGAAACUCAAAAGGGGUUUUAAACGCCUCUGCUCUCAGUUGUCGUCGCAAGAUUGAUUUCUCAGCAAUGAUACAGACUGACCUCAACACGGGAAGGCAGAGAAAAAUCAAACAGGGGUACAACAUUGAGAGAAGUUGCUCCUGCUUCAGUGCUCACCCUGUGUUCUGGGAACAUGUGGAUCCCACCUGUCCGUAUCAGUUAAUCCCUCUGAGGGAGCUCACCCCUGAGUAUCAGACUGUGGCAGAUUAUGUGAAGAAGGAUGGGCUGUUGGACAAAACCAUCGUAUCAAUCAGCAGGAUACAGAAUUUGGACCUAUGGGAACUGUAUUGCAGGAAAAAGAAACAGCUGAUGAGAAUUCAAGGCGUCGGAGACAUUCAGGAGAGGAGACUCUUUCAUGGGACCGAAAUCCAAAAUGUUGAAAACAUUUGCAAGUAUAACUUUGAUUUACGGUUAGCUGGACAACACGGCCACAUAUUUGGUAAAGGAAUAUAUUUUGCAAAACACGCCUCAUAUGCGGACAGAUACAGCGCAGGCAGCACGGAUCCGUUGACCCUGUAUGGCGGGGAAACACGGGGCGGUCACGGUGAAUACACUAAAACAAUAUUUUUGGCGCGAGUGAUAAUUGGAAAAUCCAAAAUUGGAGAAAAGGAGUUCAAGAAACCUGAUCAUCAAAGUUCUGAAAACACUCACGACAGCUGUGUGGAUGAUGUCAAAAGUCCCACUAUUUUUGUUAUUUUUGAUCCAAAUCAAAUCUAUCCAGAGUACUUGGUUCAGUACAAGUGAAGAGAGGAUGCUGAGCAUGUGCAAGCAUCAACAUGUCUACCUCAAACUGG